Messenger RNA from Lolium rigidum, 1079 nucleotides. RefSeq lists its product as uncharacterized. The record is from RefSeq and is a predicted model, not a curated record. The transcript has a single exon. Lineage: Eukaryota; Viridiplantae; Streptophyta; Magnoliopsida; Poales; Poaceae. Bases 70 to 1032 code for a protein of 320 amino acids.
ACUUGUGUGUCUUCUCAGUUCUCACAGCAUCAUUGCGACAGUUUCUAGCUGCUCAAACUAUAUACAGCCAUGGCAACCAACCAAAACGAGACACCUUCGUUCUUCAACUUCCUAAAGGAAGGAGUCCUCCUGCCGAGCCGCAACCGGAGGCUCUUCACAGCAGUCUGCGCGCUCAUCCUUGUCUCCACCGCGCUGCUCGUCCUUGGCAACGACCUCGCCGUGCAGCGCAUCCACGACCAGAUCCAGCUCGACGUCAAGGCGCUCAGCACCACAGAGCCCGGAAGCGUCCAGUUCGCCAAGCUACUACAGGAGAUCCAAAAUGACACCAAGAAGCUCCUUCUCGUCGCCAUGGGAUCCAUCCUGAUCGCCGUCGUCGUCGGAUCCGCCGUUCGGAUCGUCGUCCUCUUCGCCGCCGUCUCAACCUACUCCAGCGACGGCGAGCAGCGCGCUACUACUUUUGGCGCGCUCCUCGGCAAAGCCAAGGCGCAGAUCAAGGGACCCCUGCUCACGCUCGCCUUCGUCCUCGUCGUUGAGAUCGUCUGCGUCGUGCCUCUGGUGGCCAUGGUAGCACUUGUCGGCUUUCUCGUGGCGAAGCAAUACCUCGUGGCUUUGCUUGUGGUCUCGCUCCUCGUGAUCGCUGCCUCCGUCUGCCUCGUCUACUUCUCCUUCAUCUGUUCUUUCAGCGUCGUGGUGGCGGUGGCCGAACCCGACUGCCACGGCGCAGCCGCGUUAGGAAAGGCGUGGAGGCUGGCGAGCGGGAAGAAGUGGCAGAUCGUGCUGUACGUCGCCAUCACCGGAGCACUGGCCGCGGCCGUGUUGCCGGUGCACACGCUCGCAAGGACUUGCGCGGGUAACAGCGUGGCGCCUGGGUUGCUCCUAGGUCUGGUGUACGUGGUUAUGCUGGCGCUCGUGGAGUUGUUCGCCGUCUGCGCCAUGACCGCGUUCUACUACGAGCGCAGGGAGAGCAUCGACAGCCAGCUGGGGGCUACUACUGUUUACGCCAAGGUAGCAACGGAAGAAGCAAACGCUUGACUUGAUCAUUAGCUCAACUUGGUGUCUGACCCAUGUAAAUUUCGGCU